Nelumbo nucifera (sacred lotus) is the source of this 384-nucleotide messenger RNA. NCBI's taxonomy places the organism in Eukaryota, Viridiplantae, Streptophyta, Magnoliopsida, Proteales, Nelumbonaceae. The record is from RefSeq and is a predicted model, not a curated record.
AUGGCAACUAGGACGAUAGCUCCCCUGGCGCUGCUGAUCUUUCUCAGCACUGUAAUUAUGACAUUUUCCAUCGUAUCUCUAGCCUACGCCUAUCCACCGACUUACGGCGACAAUUCCAGUUCGUGCUCACCAAGAGACGAUUUAGUCCCUGUGAGGAGGGAGGUGUACGAUGACGGAAGGAUCUUUGAUAUAAGUCAUAGGUACAGAGAGGAAAUGCCUGCUUGGGGUUCAUCGGAUGGGUUAAGCCAAUUUCUGUGGCUCCCGAAGAGCAUGAAGAAUGGUUCCCUUGCUAACAUCUCCAAGGUGAAGUUGCCUACCCACAUGGGCACCAACGUCGAUGCACCUGGCCAUGUAUAUGAUCACUACUUUGAUACUGGUUUUUGA